AUAUCUGCCUUGGUAAUGUUGUCUGAGAUGAAAGACCAUCAGAGUCUGAUGGCAGCUCUGUCUGAGAACGUGCUGAUAGUCAGGAUGUUACUGAGUGUCAUCUUUCUUCCAGGUGCUUCGGCUGGUUGUGGUGCUAUAACACCAGUCCUCUUCAGCACUACACCAAAUUUCAUGGAAGGACUGAGUGGAUCUUGUUUGCAAAUCCCAUGUAGCUUUAAUUCAACAGAUCCCAGAUAUGACAUUACUAGGCCUAUCUAUGGAGUUUGGUUGAAAGCCACCACAGCCUUUAAUGUCACCCCAAGCUCUGUUAUUUUCAAUAGCAGUAAGUCAGUCAACAUCUAUCAACUGGAAAUGAUUGGAAACCUGACAGAGAAAAACUGCACCACUCUGUUUUCUGAUUUAAACACCAGUUAUACAGACAGAUACUUCUUCAGAAUUGAGAGCGGACCGGUUAGAGCAACAGCUUGUGCUGAUCCUCUUCAGAUAACAGUUAAAGAUUCUCCUUGGAGUCCCAGCAUUAACAUCUCUGGUGGUGAUCUGAAGGAGCAUCAGUCUGUCACUAUAACCUGCUCAGCUUUGACUCCCUGUCCACACUCACCUCCUGAACUCACCUGGAAUCUCCAACAAGACUCUCACAGACAAACAGAGAAAAACACAGAUGGAACCUUUACAACUAAAAUCCAGGAGAACAUCACUCUGUCAGACACACAUGAUGGAUACAUCAGAUGUUCUGCCAGAUAUCCUGUGAAUGGAGGAAACAAGACAGCAGAGACAGCAGUGACUCUCAGUGUUUCAUAUGCUCCUAGAAACACCUCAGCAUCCAUCAGUCCAUCAGGUUUGGUGUCAGCAGGUAGCUGGGUGGAGCUGAACUGCUCCAGCAGAGCCAAGCCUCCUGCCAGCUUCACCUGGUUCUGGAACAGCAAACAUGGAACCAUUAAUGUAUCUGUGGGGCAGGUUUACAGCUUCAAUGUCACUGAGGGAGGAGAGUUUUACUGUUUGGCUACAAAUGAUCUGGGUCAUCAGACGUCAUCUGUGAUUCGUGUUAGUAUCAAAGAUAAUCAAGUGUCUGGAUUCACGGUCCAUAUUAUACUGAAGAUCCUGGGAAUUAUAAUGCUCUAUAGUACGAUUAUCCUCCUUGAGUGCUGGUUCAGAUUCUUCAAAAAACCAAAGAUGAAAACGCAAGAACCAACCUAUGUCAACAGUGAGAUGGCUAAGGAAUCGUGAGCCACAAGAAGACCAGGAAGAUGUCAAGGCUUCUCCCAGUGGGAGGAUUUCUUAUUUCUGACCAUUCAUCUGUUUUCUUUGUUCAAUUGUUGAAGUUCAUGGUCUGAAGAGGCUGGUUUCUGUCUGCAAAGGACAACAGGUUAAAGGUUGAAUACACCCUGGAUAGGUCACCAGUCCAUCACAUCACCAUACAUCUUGAUAUUUGUUUCUGCAUUUACAUGUGUAUUUAUGGAGUAAAUAGUAACACUAAUAAACGAGGCCUAAAAAUGCUCAAAUUAAAAAGGUUUUUGAAGUGAAGCAGAAAUUCAGCUGAAUGUAAAAUUGUUCUCUCUGAACGGUAGAAGGUGAUCAGUUUUAAGUGCUGGCUUUGUACUUAUUUUUGCUACUAAUGAGUGUAAUUUUUAUUGGAUUUAAAAAAAUGUACACUAGAUAUUUCAGCAGACAGCAAAAGGCAGAAAAUGUAAAGCAUAAAUGUUUACCAGUCUUGUAUUCUUUAUAUUCCAGUUGUUUAAAUGAAUAAAUGUGAUAUCAUGAAA
Girardinichthys multiradiatus is the source of this 1760-nucleotide messenger RNA. RefSeq names its product sialic acid-binding Ig-like lectin 7. The record is from RefSeq and is a predicted model, not a curated record. The transcript is spliced from 8 exons. Lineage: Eukaryota; Metazoa; Chordata; Actinopteri; Cyprinodontiformes; Goodeidae. Bases 16 to 1224 code for a protein of 402 amino acids.